AUGAUGUCAUCAGAUUUGGAAAUUGAUUAUACAAGUAAAUGGUAUUACAUUAACAGCAUGUAUUUUAUCCUACAAAAUGAUAAAAUUUAUAGAUCAUAUUCAAUACCAUUUGGUCGUUUUGAACAAAUUUUUCAAGCUGAUGGAGACAUUGAAGCUUUAUGUUAUGCUUCAAAUGUUUGUGUUCUUGUUUCAGGUGGUAUGGUCUAUUCAUAUCCUGUAAGUUAUAACAGACAUAUUUAUUUAUCACAGGAUUUUUCAGAGGAUCCAGAGAAAACACCAAGUUGGGAAUUGGUUUAUUCAUUCACUCCAAAACUUACUCGAAAUUAUAGAUUUACAAAUUUAUUUUAUAUUGAUGGGUAUUUCAUUGCUUUUGGAUGUGGUGAUUUAGUAAAUAUCAGUAGUGAUGGAAGAAAUUGGUCUGAAAUCACAAAAUUUCAAGAUGUUAGAAAAGCAAUUUUCAAAAAUAAUACGUUAAUAUUGAUGACAAGACCAAUUUUAAUUUCUUACCCAGUUUCAAUAUUAUAUAAUAAAUUCAAUAUUCAUAAUGGAUUAAAUACAAUUCUUGAGAUGAUUUACCCCAUUGGUUCAAUAUAUACAUCAAUGAAUUCAACAAAUCCAGCUGAUGUAUUCGGUUUCGGUACAUGGCAACAAACCGGUGGAAGUAAAAAGAUUACUGGCGAAAAUUUACCUGCUCAUAGUCAUUAUGUUAAUUUAAACACUCAAGACUCGGGCUGGCAUAGUCAUACUUAUACUAAUUCGUUUGAAUAUCCUGAUGGAAAUAAUGGAUUUCUUGAUGGAUGGUCUGAUAGAGACGCUAGCAGGGGUAAAUAUUGGUAUGGUAAUAAAAAUAGAUGGAAUGAAGGAUAUACUUCAAACGGUUCAGGUACACAUUCACAUAACGUUUCAGGAUAUACACAAACGACAGGAAGAGGUACAGAUUACAUGCCACCUUAUAUGACAGUUUAUGCAUGGUUUCGCGUUCAAUGA
Messenger RNA from Trichomonas vaginalis G3, 987 nucleotides. RefSeq names its product keratin-associated protein family. Lineage: Eukaryota; Parabasalia; Trichomonadida; Trichomonadidae. Bases 1 to 987 code for a protein of 328 amino acids. The transcript has a single exon. The record is from RefSeq and is a predicted model, not a curated record.